Messenger RNA from Scomber japonicus (chub mackerel), 2439 nucleotides. RefSeq names its product acyl-CoA synthetase long chain family member 4a (gene acsl4a). Gene Ontology annotation, biological process: long-chain fatty-acyl-CoA metabolic process; neuron differentiation; long-chain fatty acid metabolic process. Gene Ontology annotation, molecular function: arachidonate-CoA ligase activity. Bases 291 to 2429 code for a protein of 712 amino acids. NCBI's taxonomy places the organism in Eukaryota, Metazoa, Chordata, Actinopteri, Scombriformes, Scombridae. Gene Ontology annotation, cellular component: endoplasmic reticulum; lipid droplet; plasma membrane. The transcript is spliced from 14 exons. The record is from RefSeq and is a predicted model, not a curated record.
UCCAGACUUUUUUUUUCUUUUUUUCUUGCUUUUGCUGUUUAUCUUGUGAAAUGAUUUCAUUUUGAUAUUUAUUUCAUUAACACACAUUUUCUAAUGCUGUUUUCUGUUUUAUUCCUACUGUAGGUGUAACAUUUAGGUGACAGUGGACCAGACAUUCUCGAACUACAGUUGUGAGAUUCUUAAGGAUUCCUUAUUAGACACAAUUUUCCUUUACGCUUCAAACAUCAUCCUAGUCUUACCCCUCACUGCUGCUUGAUUCCCCUCCCCAAAAUACUCCUCCUAAGAACAGUAUGGGUGCCCAGUCAGACUCUUUGCUCCAGUCUGUCGUCCUCUUUCCAAUCCACCUCCUGGUAUGGCUGUACUCUGUCCUCUCCUUCCUGCCCUGGUACUACAUCACUGGUGCUGGGACGAGGAAAGCUCUCUCCAAGCGGAUCAAGGCCCGCUCUACAUCAGGCCACACUGAGGGACCGUACCGCUCUGUGGACCACUUCGACUCCCUGGCCAAGGAGGACUUCCCAGGCAAGGACACGCUCGAUAAGUUGUUUCAGCAUGCUGUGCAGCGCUUCGGCCAUGCGCAGUGUCUCGGCACCAGAGAUGUACUGAGUGAAGAUAAUGAGAUACAACCCAGCGGUAAAGUAUUUAAAAAGCUGAUCCUCGGGGAGUAUAGAUGGAUGUCCUACAAUGAAUUGGAUUCUAUAAUCAGUCAGUUUGGCAGUGGAUUGGCAGCUCUCGGGCAGCAGCCCAAAAGCACCAUCGCAAUCUUCUGUGAGACCAGAGCAGAGUGGAUGAUCACUGCCCAGACCUGCUUCAGGCACAAUUUCCCAUUGGUGACAUUCUACGCCACACUGGGAGAGGAAGCUAUUGCAUAUGGACUGAAUGAGACAGGAGUCACACAUCUAGUGACCAGCGUGGAAUUACUGGAAACUAAACUAAAAAAUGUGCUUCCACAGAUCCCAAAACUGAAGCAUGUGAUCUACGUGGACCAGAAGAAAGUGACCGCAGAAGGCUACCCAGCAGGACUCUCUCUCCACAGCAUGGAAGCUGUACGAGAGCUGGGAGCCCUGCCUGAAAACAUGGCAAGGGAGAUUGUGAAGCCCCAGCCUUCUGACCUGGCUGUGGUGAUGUAUACCAGUGGCUCUACAGGCAUACCCAAAGGAGUCAUGAUCGUCCACAGUAACCUGAUUGCAGGAAUGACAGGCCAGUGUGAACGCAUCCCUGGACUCGGGCCUAAUGAUACUUACAUCGCUUAUCUGCCUCUGGCUCAUGUUCUGGAAAUGACGGCAGAAAUCUCCUGUGUCACAUACGGCUGUCGGAUCGGAUACUCUUCCCCCCAGACCUUGUCAGACCAGUCCACUAAGAUAAAGAAAGGAAGUAAAGGUGACUGCUCUGUGCUCAGACCUACACUGAUGGCAGCUGUACCAGAAAUUAUGGAUCGCAUAAACAGGAACGUGAUGAGCAAAGUGCAGGAAAUGAGUUUCAUUCAGAAGACGCUGUUUACCCUGGGCUACAAAUAUAAACUGGAGCAGAUCAAGAGAGGCUAUGACGCACCGCUCUGCAAUGCCCUUUUGUUCGGGAAAGUGAAGAAACUGCUGGGGGGACGGGUGAGGAUGAUGUUGUCAGGAGGAGCCCCGCUGUCAUCAGCCACUCAGAGAUUUAUGAACGUGUGUUUCUGUUGCCCCGUGGGCCAAGGUUACGGCCUCACUGAAACCUGUGGAGCAGGAACCAUCACAGAGGUUGUGGACAUCAGCACUGGUCGUGUUGGAGCUCCUCUCAUUUGCUGUGAGGUUAGACUCAGAGACUGGGCUGAAGGUGGCUACACCAGCAACGACAAGCCAAACCCUAGAGGGGAGAUCCUGAUCGGUGGCCCCAAUGUAACCAUGGGUUACUACAGGAAUGAAAGCAAGAACCAGGACUUUUUUGCGGAUGAAAAAGGUCAGAGGUGGUUCUGCACUGGAGAUGUUGGAGAGAUUUACCCCGAUGGCUGUCUACAAAUAGUAGACCGGAAGAAGGACUUGGUGAAACUGCAGGCUGGGGAAUAUGUGUCUCUCGGUAAAGUGGAGUCCGCUCUGAAAAACUGCUCACUCAUCGACAACAUCUGUGCUUACGCAAACAGUGAACAAAACUACGUGAUCAGCUUUGUGGUUCCCAAUCAGAAGACCCUGACAGGACUAGCCAAACAGAGAGGCAUAGAGGGACCAUGGGAGGAGAUCUGCACUCACCCAGAAAUGGAAAGAGAGGUUCUGAAAGAGAUCAAGGAGGUCGCUGUAAACAUUAAACUCCAGCGGUUUGAGAUUCCAGUUAAAGUUCAUCUGAGUCCAGAGCCGUGGACCCCUGAGACAGGCCUCGUCACAGAUGCAUUUAAACUGAAGAGGAAAGAGCUGAAGAACCACUAUCUCCACCACAUAGAGAGAAUGUACGGAGGCAAAUAACUGUUCCAAA